Molecule: messenger RNA, 2178 nt
Organism: Saccostrea cuccullata (small rock oyster)
Lineage: Eukaryota; Metazoa; Mollusca; Bivalvia; Ostreida; Ostreidae
Product: pre-mRNA-splicing regulator WTAP-like
Exons: 8
Coding region: 102-1322 (406 amino acids)
Biological process (GO): regulation of alternative mRNA splicing, via spliceosome
Cellular component (GO): nucleus
Source: RefSeq, a predicted model, not a curated record
GAGUUCCGCAGUAAUUACAUAUGGCUGCCUCCUGGUCAAAGCGACUGAUCAUUGCCAAAAAUUGAUUUACUGAUUUUAUAGAUAAGGAUACAUCUUGCACUAUGGAGUCUCCGUCCUCUCCAAAAAGGGCGAGAACAGAUGCUGAUUUGAGUGAGUUAUCGAAAGAAGAUUUAAUAAAUAGAAUCAAAGAUCAAGAAAAAACUAUUCGUCAGUUGGAGGAAAAACAGAGAAAUUUGAAAACAGAUGAUAAAGAUUUGAAAGAAGUAGAAGCAAAGUUAAAACAGCAUCAAAGAGAUGCUGCACGCAGAGAGAAUACACUUGUUCAUAGAUUGACCACCAAAGAACAAGAGCUGCAGGAUUACAUUAAUCAAAUCCAAGAAUUUAAACAGUCACAGACACAGAACAAAGCCCAGCUACAGAAAAUGCAUCUGGAUCCUGCAGUCAACUUAGUUUUUCAAAGGAUGACAAAGGAAAUGGAAGAAUGCCAAGAGAAACUGAAACAAACGCAAAACGAACUCAGUGCUUGGAAGUUCACUCCCGACAGCCAAACGGGGAAACGGUUAAUGGCCAAAUGUAGGAUGUUGCUACAGGAGAAUGAAGAAUUGGGGAAGGUGAUCACUUCAGGAAGAACAGCUAAAUUAGAAGGAGAAAUCGCAGUACAGAAACAACUAGUACAGGAAAUGAAGGGCAAUCAAUCAGAGUUGGAUGAGUUUCUUGGAGAUUUAGAAGAAGAUGUAGAAGGCAUGCAGAGCAUGAUCUAUGCAUUACAGCAGCAACUGAAAGAGACUAAAGAACAGGUCAGCAAGUUAGAGGAAGAAAACAGUAAACUGAAAUCCUCUGUACAAACAGGUGCCGUGUCACAGACCUCUAAUAGUGCUAUUCCAAGCAGCAGUCCCACGAUAGACCUUAAGGAAAUAAAACAAGAAAUGGACACAGACCCUGUAAAACAGGAGAUAAAGUGUGAACGGACAACAGAAUUUGAGGAAACCUCAGAACGGACUCUACAUAGAUGGUCAAGUCAGGAAGAAAUGAUGGACACUGACCAGGAUUCUAGGGAUGUGCCGGAGGUUAACCACAUAACUCACAGACUUCAACCCGGGGAAGGCGUUAAGUGUUCAGAAUACGAGAGCUCGCAAGACGGCUGGUCCAGUCCAUACCCUCAAACCAAAGACGAUAUCAAUGGAUCAAACAAACACCCCUCCCAAUCGGACAGUACGCCAGAAAUGGACCACCUUAGUGACAAAGGGUACUCAGGGACAGGGGAUCUAUUACCCAAUGGGGUUAACAGGACUCCAUUAAAGGAAGAAAUGGGAGAAGCAUAAUAUCAACCAUGUCACAAGCUCAGAUAUUCAUUUUUGUCAUCCCUAGUAAUAUUUCUUUAAAACAAUUUUUGAUUGGCUAUAAAAAUGAAAUUUUGAUUUCAUUGGCCAAUCAGAUGAUGCAUUAUGAAUAAGAGAUAAAAAUUCAUUGUCCAUUCAUAGUAUUUGUUACUUGUGUUUAAGUGUUGAUUUUAUUAAUGUUUUACUUUCUCCUAGAAAUCAGGAACAAAGUAUAGUGAUGUUGUAAGACAACUACCAUUUAUAGAGAUUUUGUGGAAAGAUUUAAAGUUUUUGAAGGGAAGUUUUCCUUAAAACAUUAAUAUUAAUGUAAUUUUUUUUGUCUGCAAACCGUGUAAAAAAUUAACACAUUCAUCUUUUUUCAAACCUGUCUCUUGUUUAGAUAAAAAAUGGAUGAUAUGUGAAAGUGCUUUUUCACGUUCCAAGAAGAGAAAAUUUUGUGCAUGCAUUUUAUUUAAAAUGGAAGAAAAGGUAGAAUUAUGCCUUAUUUUAAUUAGUUUUUGGGUUGCAUUGAUUAACAAAGGAACACAUUUGAUUUGAUUAAGUUUUCGGUGGGCAAACGAAGUUUAGAUAAUUUUAAAUGUGCGUAGAGAUCUAAAAUUUUGAAUGGUUAAGGUACGUAUAUUAAUAAUUUUCGUUGGAAUAUAUUUUUUCCAUUGGCUUUAAUAUUUUCAAUUUUUAUAUAUUUUGAAUUUAAAUGCAGAUGUUUGAAACCUCCAUGGGUUGAAAAAAAUGAUUAUUUUUAUGGUAGUCUGUUCAAGAACAGAAAAGUGAUAUAAUAUGUUUGAUCUCUUGUUGUCAUGGUAAUUUGUGAAUUCCUAUUAAAAUGAACUUAACAAAA